AUGACUGCAACCCUCAUUGACGGAAAAGCGAUUGCUCAAGCUGUUCGCAACGAAACCAAAGACAAGAUCCUGGCCAUCAAGGAAAAGUAUCCUCAUUUCAGCCCUCAUUUGGCCAUGAUCCAAGUGGGUGCUCGCGAGGAUUCAUCCAUCUAUGUCAAAAUGAAGGAUAAGGCUGCUAAAGAGGUUGGCAUCUCCAUUACCAUGGAAAAGCUGCCCGAGACCAUCAGUCAAAGCGAACUUUUAAGAAAGGUCAAGCAACUCAACAACGAUUACAAAAUCCAUGGUAUCCUCGUUCAAAUGCCAUUGCCUUCCCACAUUAGUGAGGCUGCUGUGAUUGAAGCUAUCGACUAUCAAAAGGAUGUAGAUGGCUUCCAUGCCAUCAAUAUUGGCAACAUGGCCAAGAAGGGCGGUGAUCCUCUCUUCUUGCCUUGCACCCCAAAGGGCAUCAUUCAUUUGCUGAAAUCUACAGGUAUUGACAUUGCUGGCAAGCAAGCUGCUGUUGUGGGCCGCAGUGAUAUUGUCGGUGCGCCUGUUGCUACAUUACUCACAGCUGAACAUGCCACCGUUACCCUUUGUCACUCCAAGACACCUGACAUUGAAGCCAUUGUCAGAGCAGCUGAUAUCGUGGUUGCUGCUGCUGGCAAGACUGAGCUUGUUAAGGGAGACUGGAUCAAACCGGGAGCCGUUAUUAUUGACGUUGGAACCAACGCUGUUGAAGAUGCCACCAAGAAGUCUGGUAUUCGUUGGGUUGGUGACGUUGAAUUUGCAAAGGCCAAGGAGGUUGCAUCCUUCAUCACACCUGUUCCUGGAGGCGUUGGCCCUAUGACAGUUGCCAUGUUGAUGCAAAAUACCGCCAUCAGUGCUGAGCGUUGGUUAACUUUGAGCCGUAAGCGUGAUAUUUCUGCUCUUGAAUUGGAUUUAAAGGAACCCGUUCCCUCUGAUAUUGAAAUUGCGAAGGCUCAAACUCCCAAGCACAUUGAUGAACUAUGCAAAGAAAUUGGUCUGAGUGCUAGCGAGUAUGAGCUGUAUGGCACUGCCAAAGCAAAGAUCAACCUUGAUGUCUUGGACAGACUUGAUCACCGUAAAGAUGGUCGCUAUAUUGUAGUUACUGGUAUUACUCCUACUCCUCUUGGCGAGGGCAAGUCUACUACGACCAUUGGUCUCGUGCAAGCCCUGGGUGCUCACUUAAACAAGGCUGCUUUUGCGUGUGUCCGUCAGCCCUCUCAGGGCCCUACAUUUGGUAUCAAGGGUGGUGCUGCUGGUGGCGGUUACUCUCAAGUGAUCCCCAUGGACGAAUUCAAUCUUCACAUGACAGGCGAUCUUCAUGCUGUCACGGCUGCCAACAACUUGAUGGCUGCUGCUAUUGACGCACGUAUAUUCCACGAGAACACUCAAACUGACAAGGCCUUGUUCAAUCGCUUGUGUCCUGCCAAGAAGGGUGUUCGUUCAUUUGCGCCUGUCAUGUUGAAGCGUCUUCAAAAGCUAGGUAUCAACAAGACGGAUCCUGCUGAAUUGGAUCAAGAUGAAAUCUCCCGUUUCGUACGUUUGGAUGUUGAUCCCAACACCAUUACCUGGCAACGCGGUGUCGAUGUCAAUGACCGUUUCUUGCGCAAGAUCACCAUUGGUCAAGCCCCCACUGAAAAGGGUAUGGAACGCCAGACAGGCUUCGACAUCACUGUUGCUAGUGAGGUCAUGGCUGUGCUUGCUUUGGCUACUGAUUUGAAGGACAUGCGACAGAGAUUGGGUAACAUGGUAGUUGCUUCCUCCAAGGCCGGUGAGCCCAUUACUGCUGAUGAUUUCGGUAUUGGCGGUGCCUUGACCGUGUUGAUGAAGGAUGCUAUUAAGCCCAACUUAAUGCAAACCCUUGAGGGUACGCCUACGAUUGUUCACGCUGGCCCUUUUGCCAAUAUUGCUCAUGGCAACUCUUCCAUUUUGGCUGAUAAGAUUGCACUCAAGUUGGCUGGUUCUGACGGUGCUGAUAUGGAGCCAGGUUAUGUUAUCACUGAAGCCGGAUUUGGUGCUGAUAUGGGUAUGGAAAAGUUCUUUGAUAUCAAGUGUCGUGUAUCUGGAUUGCAGCCCAAUGCUGUUGUCAUUGUUGCUACUGUCAGAGCUCUCAAGACUCACGGCGAUGGACCUGAGAUCAUUGCUGGUAAACCUUUGCCUGAAGCCUACGUUGGAGAGAACUUGGAACUGUUAGAAAAGGGCUGUUGCAACUUGGUCAAGCACAUUCAAAACGCAAAGAAAUUUGGUGUUCCCGUACUUGUUGCUGUCAACCGUUUCACUAAUGAUACGGAUGCCGAAAUGGAACUCGUUCGUGACCUUUCAUUGAAAGCCGGUGCCUUUGAUGCUGUUGCUUGUGAUCAUUGGGCUCGUGGCGGUGCUGGCGCUGUUGAUCUUGGUAAGGCUGUCAUCAAAGCAUGUGAGCAACCUACCGACUUCAAGUUCUUGUACGAGCUUGAUCUCCCUAUUGAAAAGAAGAUUGAGGCCAUUUGUCGCGAGAUUUACGGUGCUGAUGGUGUUGAAUUCAGUGAUUUGGCCAAGGAAAAGAUUGAAACUUAUACCCGUCAAGGUUUUGCUCCUCUUCCCAUUUGUAUGGCCAAGACACAAUACAGUUUCAGUCAUGAUCCUGCCCUGAAGGGUGUUCCUACUGGAUUCACUGUACCUAUCCGUGAUAUCCGUGCCUCUGUCGGUGCAGGUUUCCUCUAUCCUUUGGUUGGCACUAUGCAAACAAUGCCAGGCUUGCCUACGCGCCCUUGUUUCUUUGAUGUUGAUUUAGAUGACAAUGGAGAGGUCAUUGGUCUAUUCUAA
Messenger RNA from Mucor velutinosus, 2808 nucleotides. RefSeq lists its product as uncharacterized. Gene Ontology annotation, cellular component: cytosol. Bases 1 to 2808 code for a protein of 935 amino acids. Gene Ontology annotation, biological process: tetrahydrofolate interconversion. NCBI's taxonomy places the organism in Eukaryota, Fungi, Mucoromycota, Mucoromycetes, Mucorales, Mucoraceae. The transcript is spliced from 10 exons. Gene Ontology annotation, molecular function: ATP binding; formate-tetrahydrofolate ligase activity; methenyltetrahydrofolate cyclohydrolase activity. The record is from RefSeq and is a predicted model, not a curated record.